Lymnaea stagnalis (great pond snail) is the source of this 2007-nucleotide messenger RNA. The record is from the annotation of a GenBank genome assembly. Lineage: Eukaryota; Metazoa; Mollusca; Gastropoda; Lymnaeidae.
AUGGACUUCCACUGCCCCAUUUGUCAAUCGAUUCAUAAUACAUUUAAGAGGCUAAAAAAACACAUAGCAAGAAGACAUUCGGAACAUGAAGUUUUUGAAUGUCAUUUUUGUGAAUUCAUCACCAUGAAGGAAAGGGCUUUGGCUAAGCACAAAGAAAGGUCUCAUCCUGAUGAAAAAUUUUCAUGCAAUAAAUGUGAGUUCUCUUCAACAACAUGGAAAAAGAUACAGAAGCACUACUCCAAUAUUCAUGCAGCCAAAAUAGAAGCCAUAGAAUUGCGAAUGAAACAUCGUGAGAAGGAACAGACGCAUGAAGUCUUUCAGUGCCUGUUCUGUGACAUGUUUUGUUCCAAGAGAAAUAUUUUACUUCGGCACAAAGUAAGUGAGCACCCACAGGACAACUUCGUUUGUAAUCAGUGUGAGUUUUCGUCACAAAAGUGGAACAAAAUGAAAGAGCAUUUUCUGAGGGUUCAUUCAGAAGUUGAGAGUUUACAUAUACCAAUGAGAAAGCUCUUGAUUAGUGACAAGCAGAAGCAAAGUACAUUUAUAUGCAAUUGUGGAAUGAUGGCUUUGAAUGAAACAAUAUUUAUGGAGCAUAAAGAAAAAGUUCAUCCUCUUGAAAAACUGAUUUGCAGCCUUUGUGAAUUUUCAACAAAAAAAUUGCAAAAGUUGUGUCAACACAUGUCAAACAUUCACUCAAAAACCAGCUCCUUUUCUUUUAAGAUGGCAGCACCACUCUCAGAAAGCCAGGUAGAGGUGGGAUCUGACCCAGAGAUCUUUCAAGGAAAUGUCUCAGCUCGAAGAAAAAGAAAGUUGGAACCGGACAGCUGUGCUAGGAAUGGAUCGAUAAAGAGAUUAAAGGUUUCAGAGUUGCUGGACUAUAGUAACAAAGAAUCAACUGUCAGUAUCAUAACAAGCAAUGUAAACAUUAUGGAGAAAUCCAAGCCAUCACCUCCGGGAGGCACAGGGAAUGUAUCUAUGAUAGAGGAGCAAAUUUAUAAUUGUGAUACUUGUCCUUUUUCCACCCAAGAAAAAAAUUCUUUUUUGUUUCACAAGAAAUCCCAUAUUUCCUCAGGAAGUAAGAGCAAACGUUCUCAUGAGUCAUUGAAUGCUUCUCUUGAGAGCUUUGAAGCACCAGAGGGGCCUGACAGUGAUAGCAAUGCAUCGACUGCACAUAAUGUGACAAGCAAUGUAAACAUUCUAAAAUCUGGUGCAAUGAGUGCACCUAAGACAGAGAACCAACUUUAUAAUUGUGAUAGUGGUGGUUUCUGCACCCCAGAAAACAGAUCGCUGUUUGCCCACAUGAAGUCACAUCUUUCAUCAGGUAACAAGGGCAAACACUCUCGGGAUCAUGUACAUGAAUCAACUGUUAAUAUCGUACCGGUAGCAAGUAAUGUUAACAUCACCGUGAAAACUGAGCUCUCGUCUGCAGAAGGCUCAAGGAAUGUAACUAAAGAAAAGUCACACAUUUUUAAGUGUGAUACUUCUGGUUUCUCUACCCAUGAAAAAAAAUCCUUGUUGGUCCACAAGAAUUCACAUCUGUCACUGAAAAGCAAGGGCAAACACUCUCAGGAGUCAAUGACAGCAUUUUUUGUUUGUCAUGAAUGUGACAGGAUUUUUGAUGACAUGACGGAGCUAGAUUUCCAUAAAAUUACUCAUGACAAACUAAGAACGUUUCAGUGUGAGAAGUGUGACAGAAGUUUUUGCACUAUUUGGAAUCUUAAACUACACAUUAAGAAACAUGAAAAUGAACUACCAUUUGAGUGUCACAUUUGUGAAUAUGCAGCCAUGCAACUCAUCACUUUAAAGAAACAUUUACUUAGACACAGGGAGCUGAAAAACAUUGUGUGUCAAGAAUGUGGUUACACAGCUAGAGUCAAGGCUCAUCUUGUUGUGCACAUGCGUAAGCACACUCAGGAAAGACCUUUUGGCUGCCAUCAGUGUGGCAGGCGCUUUAAUCAGAGAGCCCAUUUGAAGAAUCACAAAGCACGGAAGCAUGGAUUUUCCUAG